Molecule: messenger RNA, 1137 nt
Organism: Phialemonium atrogriseum
Lineage: Eukaryota; Fungi; Ascomycota; Sordariomycetes; Cephalothecales; Cephalothecaceae
Product: cutinase-domain-containing protein
Exons: 4
Coding region: 158-1027 (289 amino acids)
Molecular function (GO): hydrolase activity
Source: RefSeq, a predicted model, not a curated record
GCAGCUACCCCGGACCAAGGUGAUCUAUCCAUGAUAAGCUGAAGGGCAGAUGUCCUCUUAAACCUGCCAAGCAGCCUGCCAAGAGGACCCUUUCUUCUCAGCGCUCCAUGUACCCGUUCUCUUCCGCACUUACCUUGUUAUACUACAACCAACCAAUAUGCGUGGACUCCUCACUACCGCAAUCGGCAUCUUAGCUGCCACCGCCACCGCCGCAGAUGCGAAUGUGACCUGUGCCACAGGUCUAUACAUCCUCUGUGCCCGAGGUUCAGGCGAAACGCAACCCGUCAAUACGGGGUCACCCGGUCUUAUUGCCCAAGAGGUCGCAAAGCAGGUCAAGGGCUCCGUCAUCGCCGGCGUCAUCUACCCAGCUACGGACCCGACGGACCCGACAGCUCCGGGGGGCGUGAACUUGACUGUUUACUAUCCCUCCGAGAACACCGGUGUCAAGGCCAUCAUGGAGGAGGUGAAGCAGUACCACUCGUCAUGCCCGGAUUCGAAGAUCGCCCUCAUUGGCUACUCUCAGGGUGCUCAAGUAGUCCAGGAUGCCCUCUGUGGCGGUAUUGGCGGCCCCUUCAACAGUGACGCACCACUCUCCACAGAUCUAGUCAAGAAGAACGUUGUUGCGAUCGCCCUUAUGGGUGACCCAACCCACCUCGCCAACGAGCCGAUCGAUCGCGGCACAAGCAGUCACGAUGGUGCCUUCCCCCGCCCGAACAUCACCGUGUGCAAACAAUACGACGACAUCACGGCAUCCUGGUGUGACAAGGGAGAUCCCUUCUGCGACCAGGGCGACAACAUCACGGUACACGAGUCCUACUUUCCAAAGUACGGCACCGAAAUCGCUCAGUUUGUCAUCGAUAAGUGGAAGAACUCGACGUCACAGAGUGAUUCCGUGUCGACCGCGACCGGGACUGCGGGAUCCUCUCCCACGGGGACGUCGGCAGGGUCACCAACGGGUUCGCCGUCGGGCCUGGGCAAGAACCUGAUUCUGGGCGGGGUGAUGUUGCUCGCUGUGUGGUUAUUUUAGCUGGAAAUGAUAUGGCGAUGGGGAAUGCCAGUAAAUUUGACCGUUGUUCUAAUGUAACUUUGUGUUCUGCAGUGUGGCGAGUGGUCCUUUAGGGAGAAUUUAUACGGGCU